CACGUGUCCUCUUCAUUCCGUCCCUCUUUUUCCUCCUGUUGCCACCUCUCCCCUCCGCGUCGCAUCCCGUCCAAUGGCGGCGCCCGCGCUCCUAUCCGCACCGCCCCCUCCCCCACCAAUGGAAGAGGAUGGUCUCACCUCCCACGUCGCACCAACCCCCACCCCACCCCCGUCGAAGCGCGGUUUCUUGCGUGGGCGGCCGCCCAUCAGGGUGACAUCGGAGUUCGACAGCGAGCGCCAGCUCUUUUCCCACCGCAUCUCCUGCCGCGUCCUCAACGGCCUUGCCAAGCUCCGUCUCCGAGUUCACCACGGGGCCGCGGGAGGGGCCCCGACUCCCGAGGUGGCGCUCAUGGGGCGGAACUUCUCCGCCGUCGUCGACACCGCCUCCCGCGGCGCCGUGCUGCGAGGAACGGCCGACCUUGCCGGAUCGCUCCACCUUAGUGCGGCGCACAACACGAAGCUAGUGCUGAACCUCCUUGCUAGCCGGAUUCAUGGUCCAUGUACCACAGGCCUCUACGUCUGGUUCCGGUCCCAAUCUUCCUUCCACUUAGCCUCUCCUGAAUCAGGAAUACAUAUUUGUCAACGAUUACAUGACAAUCUAUUUGAUCAACCAAUGCGUUUAGAGAGAGUAAAUUCACAGGAAAUACCGGAGGGACAAGGAGAAGUGGCAGUAACUACUAAUUUGGGAGAUUCACCAUGCAAAAUUGAGUUAUCAUCGCUGGUUCCUCCUGAUGGAUUGCCAAGAGCAACCUUCUUGUUUCCUAACGGGGAAGUUUCAGUUAAGGAGAAGAAGUUGGAUGAGGGUGAGAAAAUUUUGUCAGUAAAUGGUAUAGUGAAGUCUCAUAUUCUGAAUGGAGUUUGCACUGCAUUGUACAAUGAUAAUAUGAUGAAUAUCAAGUAUCGCUAUAAGGAUGAUGAGCUAUCAUUUAUUCCCAGCCUCACUUUACCAUCAAAUUCACUAUCAUUUGCAUUUAAACGCCAGUUAACUCCUUCAGACAAGUUCAGUUACCGGUACCAUUUUGACACGAACUACUGGAGUGCUGUCUAUAAACAGAAGGCCAGUAAGCAUGUCAAAUGGAAAGCAGGUUAUGGGUCGGACGAAAGGCUUGGCUGGGCAUCUGUUUGGGUUGGCGACGCAGGCGGCAAGACAAAGGAGGCCCCCCUGAAGACAAAAGUCCAACUCAUGAUAAAAGUCCCUCAGAACAAUAUACGGAAUUCAACUGUAGUGUUCCGGGUGAAGAAAAGAUGGGAUUUUUAGUUGGGUGUGACUAUAUCUCAUCUAGAUGUGAGAUACUAUCUCACAUCUAAAUUGUGACAUAAACCACAAAUCAGCGCAUGUCCAGCACAUUAUGUCGUUCUCUUUUUUUUU
Triticum aestivum (bread wheat) is the source of this 1369-nucleotide messenger RNA. RefSeq names its product outer envelope pore protein 37, chloroplastic. Gene Ontology annotation, cellular component: chloroplast outer membrane. NCBI's taxonomy places the organism in Eukaryota, Viridiplantae, Streptophyta, Magnoliopsida, Poales, Poaceae. The transcript is spliced from 7 exons. The coding region runs from base 74 to 1258 and encodes 394 amino acids. The record is from RefSeq and is a predicted model, not a curated record. Gene Ontology annotation, molecular function: monoatomic ion channel activity. Gene Ontology annotation, biological process: monoatomic cation transport.